CGGCGAGUAUCCCGUGGCUGAGACGAUGAUGAUGCUGGGCUUCUUCGUCAGCGUAUUGGUAGAGCAAAGCGUGCUGACCUUCAGGAAGGAGACGCCAUCCUUCAUCGACCUGGAGACCUUCAACGGUGGUGGCUCAGAGACUUUGAAUUUCAACUUCAUUCCGAGCGGGUCCCGUGGUGAAAAGGUGACGAGCAGACGCUAGCGACCCCCGUGAUGACCUUUAACCCCCAUCCAGCCAAGGGGGAGCCACAACAAGAGAGAGUGAGACCUGCUCCAAACGUCGUCCCCCUUCCAGCCAUGGACGAGCUUCUGCUUGGCGGCGGCGGCGGCGGCGGAGAGGAGGAGGCUCACUCCGAACAUAGCUCCUGUACGCCGGGAGAUGCCGGCAGGAGCAUGGCGGACCGCCUGAAGACUUGUCUUCAUGUCACUGUGAACGGGGAGAUCCGCAGGAACGUGCAGGACUUUGCCAAGAGGAAUGGCCUCCUGACCCUGUCGGUCAUGGCCGUGUUGAGCGGCUGCACGCUGGGCUUCACACUGAGGGGAACCCAGCUGUCCACACAGGCCAAGAUCUACUUCUCCUUCCCGGGAGAACUUCUCAUGAGGAUGCUGAAGAUGCUCAUCUUACCUCUCAUUACAUCCAGUCUGAUGUCAGGCUUGUCAUCCAUGGAGUCAAAGGCGUGCUGCCGCAUGGGUGUGCUGACCGUCACGUACUACCUGUGGACCACCUUCAUCGCUGUGGUGGUGGGCAUCGUGCUGGUGCUCAUCAUCAAGCCCGGCGUGGGCACCGAGAUGGAGAGCAACCGGCUCGGAGGCGGGCCCGUCAUGACCUCGGCCGAUGCCCUCCUUGACCUGAUCAGGAACAUGGUACCUUCCAAUCUGAUUGAGGCGACGUUCCAGCAGUACAAAACAGACCUGGUGCCCAUCCUGAAGGUCCCGACCAAAACUAUCCAGCCCAACUUUGUGUACGUGGUCCCAGACGAGAGUGAGCCCAAAGGUCGCACGGUCUUCCUGGAGUUGACUCCGCCCCCCGAAGUCACAUACAAGACGAGUCCCGGCAGCAGCCAGCAGAUGAAUGUGCUCGGCAUUGUCAUCUUCUCAGCCACCAUGGGUCUGCUGCUGGGCAGAAUGGGCGAGCGAGGAGCACCACUGGUUAAUGUGUGUCAGUGCAUCAACGAGUGCGUCAUGAAGAUCAUCAACGCCGCUGUGUGGUACUUCCCAUUCGGGAUCAUCUUCCUGGUGGCAGGAAAGAUCCUGGACAUGCAGGACCCAAGCACGCUGGGAAAGAAGCUGGGGUGGUACGGCAUCACCGUGCUUGCUGGCCUCUUUGUGCAUGGCUUGGUGCUCCUCCCCCUCUUUUACUUCCUGCUCACAAAAAAGAACCCCUUCAAGUACAUCCGUGGGCUACUGCAGGCCAUGGUCAUCGCCCUGGCCACCUCCUCCAGCUCGGCAACGCUGCCCAUCACCAUGAAGUGUCUGCUGGAGAACUGUCAAGUGGACCGCCAGAUUGCACGCUUCGUGCUACCUGUGGGCGCCACCAUCAACAUGGAUGGCACGGCGCUCUACGAGGCUGUUGCGGCCAUCUUUAUUGCCCAGGUCAACGACUACGAGCUGGAUUUUGGCCAGCUGGUCACCAUCAGUAUCACUGCCACUGCGGCCAGCAUCGGUGCAGCCGGCAUCCCUCAGGCAGGCCUGGUUACCAUGGUGAUUGUGCUGACAUCAGUGGGCCUACCCCCCGAUGACAUCACCCUCAUCGUGGCCAUUGAUUGGAUCCUGGACAGAUUUCGGACCAUGAUCAACGUGCUGGGUGAUGCCUUGGCGGCAGGCAUCAUCGCCCACCUGUGUCGCAAAGACUUUCCACUGAGUGGGGCAGGAAAGGGUGUCCCCUCGUACGGCACGCACACGCCCCACAACCUCAACAACAGCGUGGACGUGCCCAUGUGUGAGCUCCACACACACAAAGAUGCCGACGCAGUUUUGGACAGGCACACACACACCGUCUAUUAUAACAUCUGUCAGGUGUGAGCCAUGGCAACACCCCCGAGGUCAAGGUCAGCCACAAGGGGGCGACGCCACAUGUUUGGACAUGGACAAAAGAAAGACGACUGAUUGGAGGCUGGCUCUGACCACAUAAGUGCUCUUCUCGUGUGUGUGUGUUCGACAGCAUGCUGGCAUGCGUCUCUCUGUCUGCCUCUUGUGCUUUACUUCCUGUUUCCUGUUUGUGAUGCAGGCAGCUAACUCGUCCACACUGGCUUUGUGCAUUUAUUCUUUUACUCUGAAUUUCAUUUCAUUUUGGGAAAGGAAGGAUGAAGAGUGGAUGUUCCUCAUCUUCCUCUGUGAAGAAGUCAAACAGGAAGUAGUUCUGCCUUAACUGGACUGUCCUUCAUUACAAUCCUCACACAUUCGUGUGCUCAUCUGCCAACGCACAAAAACACUCACUUUUUUAUAUCUUUUUGAUUUUUUUGUACUGUUAUGUGCAAAAACAUAA
Messenger RNA from Doryrhamphus excisus (bluestripe pipefish), 2485 nucleotides. It is a transcript of the gene slc1a8a, whose product is annotated as solute carrier family 1 member 8a. Gene Ontology annotation, biological process: L-glutamate transmembrane transport. The record is from RefSeq and is a predicted model, not a curated record. Gene Ontology annotation, molecular function: neutral L-amino acid transmembrane transporter activity; glutamate:sodium symporter activity; L-glutamate transmembrane transporter activity. Gene Ontology annotation, cellular component: plasma membrane. NCBI's taxonomy places the organism in Eukaryota, Metazoa, Chordata, Actinopteri, Syngnathiformes, Syngnathidae.